AUGGGAGUAAAAGAUUUAUGGAAUAUCAUAUCGCCGCUGAGCGAAAGGAAACCUUUGUUUGAAUUGGAAGGUAAAACUAUCGCCAUCGACUUGAGUUGCUGGGUCGUCGACAGUCAGAAUGUGUCCACACAGCCUAAAAUUCACGUGAGAAAUCUGUGCUUUCGUACCUCCUACUUUUUGCUUCACAACAUCAAUCCAGUAUUCGUCCUCGAAGGCACUGCUCCAAAGCUUAAGCAUGAUACAAUAGCCAGAAGAAAUGAAGUGAUACGUCCUGGAGCUGCUGAUAAAAAAAAGUCCAAGAAAGUUGGAAGAACGCACUUUAAUACUGUACUCCGGGAAUGUCAGGAAAUGCUGAGGUAUAUGGGGUUGGAGUGUAUCCAAGGUAAAGGAGAGGCAGAGGCAUUGUGUGCCUAUUUGAAUGCAGAUGGGCUUGUUGAUGGCUGCAUCACUCAAGACAGUGAUUGUUUUUUAUAUGGAGCUAAGGUAGUCUAUCGUAAUUUUUGUACCGUCAAACAAAAUAGCAGUGGCUUUAUUGACGAAUAUGAUAUUGAGAAAAUCCAAAAUGUUCAUGGAUUAGGUAGAAAUAAAAUGGUUGCUUUAGCUUUAAUUUGUGGAUGUGAUUAUGGGGAGGGGCUGUAUGGAGUUGGUAAAGAAAAUGCUCUGAAAUUUUUCAAAACUGUUAGCGACAGCGAAGUGCUUGACAGGAUGAAAAAGUGGAAAACUAACAGUGUACUUCAGAGAAUAGACGAUAAACUAGCUGAUCCAGAUACUUGCCCAAAUUGUGGCCAUUUAGGAAAGAAAACUCAUAACAGAAAAGGUUGUUUAGACUGUGGAACCACAGAGAAGUGCAAUGAUAGCUUUAAGAAAAAAUGUGUAGAAUUAUCUGGCGAGUUGGCUAUUAGAAAAAAGGCUCUGAUGGAUGAAAAUUUUCCUAACCAGGAAAUUAUUGAUGAAUUUUUACUUCGUAAGGAAUCAGUGCCUUCUAGUCUUAAUUUAAAGUGGCGCAAACCUAACAUGAUCAAAUUUGUUAGUUUUAUGGAAAGAGUAGUACAAUGGGAUGCAGCCUACGCGCUGAGUAAAAUUUUACCAAUUUUCACUCGAUGGCAAAUAAAACACCUUAUUGAUAUUCCCGAAGAUGAGAGAGCAGAUGAACCAAAUAUCAUUAUCCCUGAAAGAAUUAAGAAAGUUAAAACUGUUAAAGGUGUACCAAGUUUCGAAAUUCUUUGGCAAGAUAACCUUGACAUAGUAAAAAAAUUAGAUGUCGUUUACACAGAAGACAAAGAAAAUAAUGAGGAACCCCAAGUUUUUGAGUUGAUAACAGUUGAACCACAAGAACUAAUCGAGAAAUGUUAUCCUCAACUAUACGAUCAAUAUCUAGCAAGUAUACAGGCAAAAAAGGCUCCAAAAUUAAAAAGAACACGGGAACCGAAAAAGCCGAAAAAAGACGUCAUUAAAAACAAAAAGAUCACAGAUUACAUUGUUAUGAACGAAUUGGAAGAAUCUUUUGAAAAAAUGGUGGUAUCUCCAAAGAAAAAAAGGGGACCCCAGUUUGACAAGGUGAUGGCUACUGCUGAGACUGACAGACUCGACAAAAUUCUCAAUGGAUCUCUAGAGGUACUAUUCAACGACCUCGGUCCUGAUGAUUUUCCCGUCGAAAAUGACAUCCCAGAUGCCGAAAUAUCUUUGAUCAUUCAAAAUAUCGUUAGCAGAAAAUAUUAACACUCGUGAAUAAUUUUUUUUAGAUUUUUUUUUCUUUUUUUUUGUUUUGUUUUGUUUUGUUUUUUUUUUUUCAUUUCAUCAUGAAACGAGACACAAACGCGCAU
Messenger RNA from Copidosoma floridanum, 1823 nucleotides. RefSeq names its product XPG-like endonuclease (gene Gen). Gene Ontology annotation, molecular function: 5'-flap endonuclease activity; four-way junction DNA binding. NCBI's taxonomy places the organism in Eukaryota, Metazoa, Arthropoda, Insecta, Hymenoptera, Encyrtidae. The record is from RefSeq and is a predicted model, not a curated record.